AUGGAUAUGGCGGGCAAUGUGCACGAUGUGCAGUGGAGGCUGGACGAGGCCGGGUACUUCUUUCGUCUUCUCCCCUUUCCGUUACAAGAAAACACAUUCCAGAAUCCAGAUCACAAAUUCACAAUUCUCCAUGAUGGACGCCGGCGGCGAGACUGCGGCCCUCCCCACCGCCUGGGCCUGCCCCUCCACCCCCGCCGCACGCCGAAGCAUGUGGUCCCGUACCUUCCUCUCCACCACUUCUCCUCCAAGCUGACGAUCUCCCCACUCCGCGCGAGCGAUGAAGGCGACGACGAGACGACGCCCGGCCUCAUCUCGCCGGCGACGGAGGCGCUGGGCAAAGAAGACCUCCUCGCCGAGAUCCUCGCCCGUCUUCCCACGCAGCCUUCCUUGAUCCUUCACGCCUCCAUCGUCUCCAAGCGCUGGGGUCGCCUCGCCGCAUCCGCCGCCUUCCGCCGCCGCUUGCGCGACCACCACCGCAAGCCCCCUGUCCUGGGCGCAUUCGAGAGGGAUGGGAAGAAGCUCCUCUUCAUCCCUGCCCUGGACUCUCCAGAUCGCAUCCCCGGAGAGAGGUUCUCCUUGCAGGUCUGCGCCGACGACGCCACCAAUGACCACUGGGGCGUGCUCGGCUGCCGCCAUGGGCGCGUCCUCAUCAUCAACCGAACGCGGUGUGAGCUCGUGAUGUUCGACCCCGUCUCCGGCGACCGCUGCAUCGUGCUGUUUCCGCCGGAUUUCGACCAGCACACGUACAACGCCAACAGAGCUUUGAUCGGCGACGAGCAGCUCCGGUCCAGCGCAUUUCAGUUGGUCUUGGUAGGCUUUUCUGCCAAUGGCGGCGCAGGGGUUACCGCGGCCCGCGUCUACUCCUCGGAGACCGGUGAGUGGGGACAACCCAUUGCUGCAGCGAGACCAUGUGCUGUUGGCCAUCUCCCCUGCACACUCAUUGGCAAGAGGCUCUACUGGUGGCUCACUGAGCGUGACCAUGGUAUACUGGAGUUCAACAUGGAUGCCAAGAGCCUAGCUGUGAUCAGCAAGCCGUCCAUUGAAAACAUCCACAGCUGCCGGAGCAGGAUCAUCAGUGGCGAGGAUGGCGGUGUUGGACUCGUCGUAUUCUCGUACCCUAGCUUGCAAAUGUGGGACCGUAAGAUCAGUGACCGGGGUGUCGCGACAUGGGUGCUGCGGAAGACAGUUGACAUGCGUGGCAAGCUUGCUCUGCCGUCUAACAUGGAGGCAAGGAAAUCGACUAUUCUGGGGUACACUGAGGAUGCGGAUGCGGUUAUUAUAUCAGUGCACACAUUCCCCUGGGUGCAGAAGGGCGACAUUUAUGUCUUCCUGCUUCAACUCGACUUAAUGCAGUGCAAGAAACUGCAAGGAAGAUUUAUGGAAAAUUUGUAUCACCCCUACGCAAAUUUCUACGCCGGCCCGACGGCGCUCAAACUUCUUGGUCAUCUAGACAGUGAUGGGGAUGCUGCUGUACCACAAGCGUAAUGGCCAGUGCAUCAUGUUACCAGUCAAGCUACCUAGGAUCGAGUCUCCCCAAUUACUUUAUAUGCAACGCUGAGAGGCGGCUCUUCCCCACUUGGUCGCAUUUGUGGUAAUACUUAUCAUCAUGUCUCAUGUUCGUUUUGUUGUUGGCUUUUGGAGCCUUGUGUUGGCUGCAAGAUGUGAAUUUCUGUUAAACUGGCCGUGUGUGUACUUUGUGUUGAGGGUAUGUGUUUGAACUCAG
Messenger RNA from Triticum aestivum (bread wheat), 1723 nucleotides. RefSeq lists its product as uncharacterized. The coding region runs from base 1 to 1485 and encodes 494 amino acids. The transcript has 3 exons. The record is from RefSeq and is a predicted model, not a curated record. NCBI's taxonomy places the organism in Eukaryota, Viridiplantae, Streptophyta, Magnoliopsida, Poales, Poaceae. Gene Ontology annotation, molecular function: protein binding.